This is a messenger RNA of Alternaria atra, 4068 nucleotides long. RefSeq lists its product as uncharacterized. The coding region runs from base 1 to 4068 and encodes 1355 amino acids. The transcript has 3 exons. Gene Ontology annotation, molecular function: protein binding. Lineage: Eukaryota; Fungi; Ascomycota; Dothideomycetes; Pleosporales; Pleosporaceae. The record is from RefSeq and is a predicted model, not a curated record.
AUGGCCGUUGGCCAGGCGCUGCCGGUGCGCUUUCCGUGCUGGUGCAAGGCUGUUUAUUCAUGGGGAGGAGAGACAAAACGCGACCUCGGAUUUAUAGAAGGUGACCUGAUCGAAGUCCUCAACGCCGGUGAUGGAGCUUGGUGGAUGGGCCGGUUGAAGCGCGACAGGCGUAUGGUCGGACUGUUUCCAUCCAACUUUGUCGAACUACUCAGUGAUGACUAUCAACCAUGGGCACGCAACGGCAGCGGAGGAAGCAUGUCGAGGCAAAACAGUGCCCAGGAGCAGCCGAAGCCGGUACCCCAGAAGCAGAAGAGCAUGUUCAGGAAGCCCUUUACGGCCUAUGCGGCUGCAGGCGCCCCGAAUCCAGCUGCAGCAGCGCGAGAGAGGCUCAAGGCAGGCGGCAUAAACUCACCAAAUGACAGUGUCAAGACCAAGACUCCCUACUCGUCAAUGAAGCGGUCGUCUACCGAGAGCCGUGAGACCCCAUCGCCCGCGCCUUCAACAAAAAAGCAGUCAAACCUGCGCACAGUACCACCGCGACCUUCUUCCAAGAGAACACCCGUAACACGCGCUAUCUCGCCAGCGCCACCGUCACGACAUGGCUCCCAUACACGCGCACCGUCAUCUCCCGCACCGCCCGCCGACUAUCGCUACCAGCCUCGCGCCGUAUCACCAGCUCCUCCCAUACGACGCGGCUCGUAUAUUCCACCACAAUCUCAUGCGCCUCCAGCUCAAUACCAGUACCAGCCCCGUGGUGUGUCGCCUGCACCUCUCAUACAGCACCGCAAUUAUGCUAGGGCAGCAUCUCCAGCUCCUCCACAACAAGUACAAGAUCUAUACCGAGCAGCCUCGCCAGCUCCUCCAAGGCAAAGUCAAGAUAUGUACCGGGCAGCGUCUCCAGCUCCUCCACGACAAAGUCAGGACUAUUACCGGACAGCCUCGCCAGCGCCUCCAGUCCACUACCAGCAGCAUUCACGAGCUGUAUCACCCGCACCAUCCUUCCAGUACCGAGCAUACGACCGUGGACCUUCGCCAGCACCAUCAUUUCAAGAGCGUUCGCGGGCAGCCUCGCCAGCACCCUCAUUCCAGUACCGCGCAUACGAUCGAGGUCCAUCACCGUCCCCGUACCAGAUGCAAUUGGACGAUGAUGACCACAGCCGUGGUCCAUCGCCUGCGCCUUACAACGACGAGUUCGAAGAAGACCCUCUUGACUCGUCACCACCUCCACCUCCACCACCGCAUCGCGUCGCUUACGAUCCGAGCAGAGCUCCAUCUCCCGCACCUCCUUCGCAUAAUGGCUUCAUCACACCCGAACCGCCCUCGCCUGAUCCAAGAGCACGUGGAGGCCACUUCACACCCUCUCCCCUUACCACAGCAAUGAACGACGUCAUGUCGUCUUUGCAGGAUAUGACAACGUCAAGAAGUAAUGAAUCGCCAGAAGAACCCCCGACUCCAUCGAACCCAUGGUCUCCGGAAGCAUUCGAUCAAGUGUACCAAGAGUCGGCUAAGAAGGUCAGGGCACAGUCCGCUAUGAGCCGCGGUGACGAAGACGAAGAAGAAGGUCUGCCAGAUGUCAACAAUUACAUGAAGCGCAUGGAAAGUCGUCUAAGGCGGAUGAAGCAACAAGAGCAAGCUAGGAACGGCGAGCUUUUCAUGGGCGAAGACGAAGGACCAACCGUACCUUUGAAGAGCUCACACCAACGACCCGGAUCCUCGAUGGCAGAUGUAGAGCCAGAGGUUCAACGGAAAGGCUCAAAGCUACUUAACCACCGCAAAUCCGCCUAUAACGUUGGACGUAAUGCCCUUGGACGAACAUUUACGAGCAAAACGAAUUCUACGACUACGACACAUACAAGCAACAGCACUGAUCGCAGUUUGAUGUCUGGACACUCUGCUACGAACAUGAGUGCUACAAGCGCUGGAAGUUAUUACCGCAAGAAAUUUGGGAAAGACCGACCAAAGAGUGUUAUAAACACCAAAGACACGACCGGGAAAGGGUACGGGUUCGACGAUGGGCGACCAGAAACGCCUUUUACCGGUGUCACCUAUCACUCGAGCCAUGCUUCGCAGCCACAGGCCGGCUCCAGCGAUAAUCAACAAGCUGAGGCUAGCACUCCAGCAACGGACGACCCGGAUCCCCUUGGUGGCUUGAGGCAGCCACUGAAGACGAAGCGCAGCGGCUUCUUCCGUAAGAUGAUAGAUACUGCGAAAACUCAAGCAGCGAAUGCACGCAGCACUAUCGACACAAUAAGUAGGCCAGGAUCUCGAGCUGCCAGCCGAGCUGCGGGUCGUUCACAAAGUCGAGCCGCAAGCCGCAUGGAUAACUCCGAAUCGACAGGCAUAGAAGGGGGUAAAGCAACCCACUCGACGAAGGAAUCUAGAGAUACUGGUCUAGGGACGGUAGAUUGGGUACAAGUUCGCCGGGAUGUGAAUCGAUCCAACUCACUGAGUAAAAACGAGCGUGCGGAGCGAGCGGAAAGAUGUCAGAUGAUGGAUAUUCCCGUUCUGAACCCCAUCGAGAUACUGUACGAGUCUGCUGAAGGGGACGAAGGUCUCGAUGGUCUUCCCAUCACUGAGCCUACCGACUUCGCAGCUUGCAGUCUUGCUCACGUGGACAAGAGCGCACGCUUUAUCAACAGCAUUCCUCUCGGAACAAACCCAGCGACUUUGGCUCAAGGUUACGUUUGCCGACCAUACCGGAGCGACAUUCAACGAUUACGCGCUAUCUUCACCUGGGUCAGCGAACGCAUAUCGUGGGAAGAAGACUUUGAGGGUGAGAUGGACCCGAAGCAUGUGCUUCAGAGCAAGCGCGGGUGCUCCGAAGAAAUUGCCAUGGUUGUGGCAGAGAUGUGCGCUUCCGUCGGAAUGCACGCUGAAGUUGUCCGUGGCUACCUGAAAACACCGGGCGAACCUCUGGAUCUAGAGAGCGUCGCGCGGCCGAACCACUUCUGGAACGCUGUCAUUGUGGAGGGUGAGUGGCGCAUAAUGGACUGCUCCCUUGCUGGACCAACAAAUCCAAAGCGAGUUCACUACUCGACUGCGGGAUCAUCUGUGGCUGAGACAUGGUACUUCCUCGCUCGCCCUAUGGAGAUUUGCUACUCUCAUGUCCCACUCCUCCCUGAACAACAACACAUUUGCCCUCCCCAGCCACACGAGGUGCUAAUGGCACUCCCUUGUGCAACACCCGCUUACUUCCGACACGGUCUGAACGUGGUAAACUUUGAUACUAGUCUCUUGAACUUGGACAACCUGGAGAUGGCACACGUCUACGUUGACGUACCAGAAGAUGUAGAGUGUGUUGCGGAGGUUGAGGCAAGAGCCUACGAUCAAGACAUGGACGGCGACCUUUUCGAGAACGGAGAGAUUGUCAAAAAGCCGGCGUUGGCACAAGCCGAAUGGUAUGGCGGCCAGAAAAGAUACACUGUCAAGGCCCUUCUACCGGGUGACGGCGGUCAGGGUGUCCUGAAAAUCUAUGCAGGACCCCGGGGACUCAUGCACUCCAACAAGAUGAAUCCCCACAACCUGGCAAUCGGCCUACCCAUGACGCAUACCGGCACUAACCCUCCGUACUCGUUUCUGACUCUUCAUCCUACGCCCCACGCCCAACGACACGACUUAUACGUCGCUCAACCGCAGUGUGCUAAUCUAGCCCUAAACAACACUUUCGUCUUCUGCGUCCGCCAACAUCCAUCAUCUCUCACCAAAUCCCCAGAACCCAGCCCUGCGAUGCACGGCCGAGCAUCUCCAAACCCUUUCGCUCGUCCUGCUUCCGCUAUGAGCAUGCAGAGUAUCUCAGCAACUGGAUCCAACUAUACAAACCCAUCUCAGAGUUCUUCCGGAUCAGCAGGCAGUAGCAGCAACAAGCCUGCCAAGCUAGCCGUACAGACACCUUCUGGCAAGAUCAUACGUCUGACCAGGAAGACGGAGCAUAUGAGCAGUACCAAUGAUGCUGACGGUACGGCUUGGGAGACGGUCAUCAAGAUUGGAGAGAAAGGCACAUGGCGAGGCUUGGUGCUUGCUGAUCGGAGCGCAAGGUGGUGCGUUUUUGCUCAAUGGGAGUGUACUUGA